UCGCAUUUUUAUUACUCAGAAAUCAUUGGCAUCAAAUGACCGUAGCAUUUUGACUCGGCAAAAAAGACAUUGAUUAUUUGACCAACGUGUGAUUGGCUGUUAAGUUUCUUCUACAACUUGUGAUUGGUCAAUUGUUUGGAUGCCAUGUCAAUUCUCAAUACUUAUUCGAUUAAUUUACCAGUGGUAACCUUUUUUCUUGGCUCAAUCUGUUAAAUAAACACAUUUGUUUGAACUUUGAAGUAAUAUCAGCUUCAAAUCCUCCCCUGAUCUACAGCAACAUAGAAAAUCAGUUAAGAUUGAUUCAAGACAAGACCAGACCAUGCUGUUAUCUCGCAAUUAUGGGACUUGGCUUCUCUUGUUCCUCCUCAUUUCUCCUAGCUUUCUUGCUCCUUCCAUGUCUCAGCUUGAUUCCCCUUGGGCAGCUAAGAAGAGACACAUGAGAGAGAAAGUUAGAAAGAUGUUCUAUCAUGCAUAUGAAAACUACAUGAAACAUGCGUUCCCGCAUGAUGAGCUGAAGCCUCUUACCAAAAGCUUCACUGACUCUCUCAGUGAGCUUGGAAAUUUGAAGCUUGAACACUUACCUCAAGACUAUAAUGGAUCUGCCCUUACACUUAUUGAAUCAUUGUCCAGCCUUGUUAUCAUGGGUAAUAACACAGAAUUUGAACGGGCAGUUAUAUGGCUAUCUGAAAACCUGACCUUCAACACCGAUGCCAGGAUAAAUCUUUUUGAGUGCAACAUAAGAGUUCUUGGAGGACUUAUUGCUGCUCAUAUUCUUGCAACUGAUUCCACAAACAGGUUGAUUCAAGGAUCUUACAAGAAUCAGCUACUUAAUCUUGCUGAAGAUUUGGGGCGCCGCUUUUUACCUGCUUUUGAUACACCAACUGGGCUGCCAUACGCCUGGAUUAACUUAAAGUACGGAGUAAUGGAGAAUGAGACUACUGAAACGAGCACUUCAGGGUGUGGUUCUCUGAUUCUUGAAAUGGGAGCAUUGUCACGAUUAACUGGUGACCCCAGAUUUGAAUCUGCAGCUUUACGUGCUCUACGCAAAUUAUGGAGCAUGCGUAGUUCCUUAAAUCUACUUGGAACAACACUGGAUGUAACAACUGGGGAAUGGAUUGAAUAUUCAUCUGGCAUUGGAGCUGGGGUUGAUUCAUUCUAUGAGUACUUAUGCAAGGCUUAUAUUCUUUUCGGAAAGGAGGACUAUUGGAGAAUGUUUCAUUCUGCUUAUCUUUCAGUACAGAAGUAUUUCAGACACGGCCCAUGGUACCAUGAAGCUGAUAUGAGGACAGGAAAAGCGACAUAUUGGCAGCUUACAAGUCUUCAAGCCUUUUGGCCUGGUUUACAGGUUCUUGUUGGGGAUAUUGGAGCUGCUAAUUCAUCACACCGUGAGUUUGUUUAUGUAUGGGAGAAAUUUGGAGUUCUACCCGAAAGGUAUUUGCUGGACCAUCAGAUGUUACAUCCUACUGAAAAGUAUUAUCCUCUGCGGCCAGAGUUGGCAGAGUCCACAUUCUAUCUAUAUCAAGCAACCAAAGAUCCAUGGUACAUACAAGUUGGUGAAUCAAUUGUCAAUUCUCUUAACUCAUACACCAAAGUGGAAGGAGGAUUUGCAAGUGUUAGAGAUGUGACGACUAUGCAGUUGGAAGAUCAUCAACAUAGCUUCUUUCUUGCUGAAACGUGCAAGUAUUUGUAUCUUCUUUUUGAUGAUACUUUUUUGGUUGAUCGGAAUUAUAUUUUCACAACCGAGGGUCAUCCUCUUCCAGUAUUAAGUUCAUGGCAUGAGAGGCUUCCAGAGACAUACAUUCUUACCAAUUGGACUUACGCAAAGAGUGAACAGCAAAAAAGACGUGCAAGUGCAAUGUCUCUACAAGUCUGUCCUGCAAUAGCUGUGAGAUCAGGAUAUGGUGUCCAAAAGAUUGAGAGUGCAUGCCACAUCCCUGAUUCUCGUGGCGACCAUAGGUGUUUCACUGAUGAGGAAUGUGGAGUUGACUCAACUACGUGCAGAAGAAGAUCAUGCAGCAUGGCUGGUUACUGUGGGUUGUGGGUCUAAUGAUCACUAAAAUAUGACCAGGUAUUCUUUCUAGCAAGAGAUAAAUUAUGGAAGAUUACAAAAAUUUGAUGGCAAUAUAGUGUUUUUCCUCAGUUUGUAAACAACCUAUGAUAGAUGAAACAGAAAAAAGUGGCACAGAAACACGUUAUAGAAAUCUCAAGAUCAUGCAGACGUGCAUUGACAGAUAAUGUUCCUGUCCAAAAAAACCAAUUUGGCUAUCAUAUUGUCCUUGAAUCCAUGGAUCAAAUUUUGAUUGAUUGCACAACAAAGAAUCUAAUUUCAGUCAUUUUGAUGAGAUUUGGAUAUGAUGACACCUAAACUUAUGCGAAUAUUAAAGACAUUUAGAGAAAUAAUAUUUGCUAUUUUAUGCUCAUGGCCUUAGGCCGCGGACCAAUGGAAUUGAAUAAGCUGAUGGUCCUUGAAUGAAAACUGAUUCCAGCACUCCUAAAAUUUUCUUUCUGUAAGUUUUUAAUGCCUUAUUUUGUAUUUUACAUGUGGACUUUAGUUGCACCGAUCUUAUACUUCAAUCUACAUACUCCAAUAUUAUUGGGAAUGAUGUGACCCUCCUCAAUCGAAAAUUGGAAGGAUGAAGAUUAAGUGGUUUAUUGGAUUUUAGGAGAAUCAACUGCGUUUAGUGUAAAAAUGAAAAUUAACAGAGUUUUCGAUAAUGGUAGUUGGCUGUUUUUGGUAAGACACCGGAUUACAAUUGCAUUCAAACAGAUGCCAACAUUUUUUGUUUUAAUUUUA
Molecule: messenger RNA, 2794 nt
Organism: Durio zibethinus
Lineage: Eukaryota; Viridiplantae; Streptophyta; Magnoliopsida; Malvales; Malvaceae
Product: Glycosyl hydrolase family 47 protein
Biological process (GO): endoplasmic reticulum mannose trimming; carbohydrate metabolic process; mannose trimming involved in glycoprotein ERAD pathway
Cellular component (GO): membrane
Molecular function (GO): calcium ion binding; mannosyl-oligosaccharide 1,2-alpha-mannosidase activity
Source: RefSeq, a predicted model, not a curated record